AUGUCGGCGCUGGAGAGCGGAUUCGUUAAAGCGGCUUCUGAUAAUCUACCAAACGUGGACAUUGAAAUGGUAAAUAACUUUUUUGUGAACAAUUUACAGUUUCUAAGUUCAGAAGUUCGCAAUAUUAAAACAAAAAGGUCUGCCUCAGAAAAAUAUGGAGACAACGCAAUAACAUAUGUCCAGCUAAAAAGAGCAGAUAACAUAUGUACAGUGAAGGCCAAAAUUACUCCAGAACAUAGGGUUAGGCAUGUAGCCUACAAACUGCAAGCAGUGAUCAAUGAGGAAGACGAAGAAGUGCUAAGUUGUGAGUGCUUGGAUUGCCCAGCCUCCGCAGGAGGUUGCAAACAUGGAGUGGCCUUUUUGUUGUGGCUUCACAGAAGGAGCGAAGAACCUUCAGUUACUUCAGUUGAAUGCUACUGGAAAAAGUCCAAGUUGGCCAAGGGUGUCGAAGUAAACCAGAGCAUUGCUAACUUAACAAAAAAAAAAACACCUAUCUUACCGAAUACUAUUGACCCUGAUUUCCUGAAGCAAGUUGUCGAAGCUUGUUCCCAAUCAGAGGGUACCUACAUUGUUUAA
Molecule: messenger RNA, 576 nt
Organism: Ceutorhynchus assimilis (cabbage seed weevil)
Lineage: Eukaryota; Metazoa; Arthropoda; Insecta; Coleoptera; Curculionidae
Source: the annotation of a GenBank genome assembly